This is a messenger RNA of Striga hermonthica, 1401 nucleotides long. The record is from the annotation of a GenBank genome assembly. NCBI's taxonomy places the organism in Eukaryota, Viridiplantae, Streptophyta, Magnoliopsida, Lamiales, Orobanchaceae.
AUGAUGGCCGCGCGUGGUGAGUUUUUCUUAUCAGAGCCAAUAAUCCAUCACAUACAAUCUUUUCUGAAUGAAAAAGAAGCUGCCCAAACAACCGUCCUGUCUAAAUCUUGGCGCCAAGCCUGGCUCACUCGCCCCAACUUGGACUUCGAUAGGUCCCACUUUUCCUUUGCUUAUGAAUUCUCAGACUUUAUGGACAAGUCUAUUCAAAGGUAUGAAGAAUCGAACCUAGAGAUUGAGAGUUUCAGUCUAACAAUGGAUUCUUUGAAUGAUUUACGUGAAGAUGUGAUUAAGGCACUGGGAAUGGGUGUUACUCGUCUUAGCCUUAAACUUCAUGAAUCGUAUGCAUCUUACUGUUCUGUUGUGCCGGCUGAGGUGUUUGGAUGCAAAGACCUUAGUAGGGGCAAAAUCGCCCUUCCUCCCGAGCAUCUAGUACAAUUUCCGAGACUCAAAGCCCUUAGUUUAACCUACGUCAAGCUACAAAGUGAUGAAGAAAGCGAUGAAGUGAUUUCUGGCUGCUGCCCCUUGCUCGAAAAACUGUCACUCACAUUAUUGCCAAAACUAAGGCAUCUGGAGCUGACGUGUCUGACAAUUAAUACCUUGCUUCUGGGUGACUUAUCUUGUAAGUUUCCUUUGCUGAGAGAUUUAUCCAUGCAGUGUGACUAUUUGGAAUCAGAUCUAUUCAUUUCUAGCCACUCAAUCGAGCAUUUAGAUAUCGAAACAUAUUUGAUCACUGACACAGUAAGUCUCGAGUUUGAUGUUCCAAGUAUUCGUAAGUUUAAGUUUAAAAGCGGGGACAAUCUGCCAUCUUCCAUGUCUUUUAAAUCAACAAAUUUGAGGGAAUGGGAGUCUCAUGUAACCAUGAGUGGUUUUUAUCCCUAUACUUCGAUGUUUCUUGCGCUGAGAAACUUCUUGACACAACUGAGCCCAUCCAAACUUUAUCUUACUAUCAUAGUCGACCAUGUGGACAAGGCUGACUACGAGAUGGAGGACUUACUAGGUUUACCCUGCACACUCCAACUCGAGAAUUUGAUGAUAGAGACCAAAUAUCUAGUGUCUUUAGCCGGUUAUGCUCUUUUUGAUGGCUUGUUUCGGUUAUGCCGCCCAAAGUGCAUAACUCAACAUCUACUUUCUGAACGGAGAUAUGGCAAUGAGGGUUGUGUAACCGAUGAUUUCCUUUGCAAGAUACUCGAGCGAGGAAUGAAGGGACACUAUUUGUACCCAUCUAAUUUUUUGCAUGGUCUGCAUGGUCUCGAGGAGGCUUACGUGCAGGCUCCUGUUGACGAGGCUGUUGGUGCGUGGAGACUUGUGACAGGGGAUUUGUGCUCGGAUAUUUCUGCUCUUGCAAGCCAGGAGAGGCACGGGAAGAAAAUUCGAUUCUUAUUGAAAUGGAAGGAGCCUUAG